This is a messenger RNA of Loa loa (African eye worm), 500 nucleotides long. RefSeq lists its product as hypothetical. The coding region runs from base 1 to 354 and encodes 117 amino acids. Lineage: Eukaryota; Metazoa; Nematoda; Chromadorea; Rhabditida; Onchocercidae. The record is from RefSeq and is a predicted model, not a curated record. The transcript is spliced from 3 exons.
AUGGAUAUCAUUCGCCAGACUUUACGAGAGGAAAUAAAACGUAAAAGUAGUACAUCAUCCACUUCACAAACCGGAAAUACACAUUCUGAUAUUGGUACUAAAGUAAAUAAAUUUGCUCGAUGGGUAAAGAAUAAUUUUCGACGUUCCUCAACUGCAUUUAUGGAUGAUGACACUUUUGAAGGCAGUAGAGUUGGAAUUGGUGAUGGUAGUAUCAUUCAUGGUACCUAUAAAAAACCUGUAACUAUAGUAACAUCGGCAACAAUACCAAAAACAAUUACAUCUACAGUUGGAAGCGUUUCAUCGUCAGUCGGAUCGAACGGUGAUAUGACAUCUCCAGUUGUGAAGUGCGAUUAAUGCCAACUUACUUCAUAUUACAAUUAAUGUAAACUUUUCCUACUGAUAGUGACGAUCGGUGUAAAGAAGUGAUUUGCAGUAUACACUUAUGCCCAAGUUAUUAUAUUAUCAGUUCUUGCCGAAUAUGUUGCAGUUCUUUUUUUUUU